Eufriesea mexicana is the source of this 2259-nucleotide messenger RNA. It is a transcript of the gene Orct, whose product is annotated as Organic cation transporter. The transcript is spliced from 9 exons. The record is from RefSeq and is a predicted model, not a curated record. Gene Ontology annotation, molecular function: transmembrane transporter activity. Gene Ontology annotation, cellular component: membrane. The coding region runs from base 462 to 2210 and encodes 582 amino acids. Gene Ontology annotation, biological process: transmembrane transport. Lineage: Eukaryota; Metazoa; Arthropoda; Insecta; Hymenoptera; Apidae.
UUUUAUAACAGAAAUACUUUAAAGUAUUGUAGCAUUGACAAAGACUUUGAUAAAACUUUUAUUUCAUUAAAAAUGAUCUAAUCUGCCAACUUUGAUUUACACGUGCAAAUUAACAAGAACUAUUAUAUGAACUGAAACGUAAUUUAAAGAACUUAAAAUUUGAAAUUAAGGACAAACAAAAAAAUACCUUAGUUCUUGGAAAAAAUAUAAAUAGAAGUAAAAUAUUUCUUCCAAAGAGGAAAGGAUAGAGGAGCAUUUUUUAAAAGUUGAAACUGGUGAAUCGAAUUAUUCGAUUCAUUUAGGCAGCAUAGGUCUGAGGACCUCUUUGUGGCAAGAAUUAUUAUUUCCGGCGAGACGGAUUCAACGACAGCAAGAAAUUGCUUUAGGAGCGUAUCCCCAAACAUAAGGACCACGGGGAUUUGGAGACGCAAACGAAGAAGAAUUAGGAACAUCAAGGAAAAAUGGCGUACGAUGAUGUUAUACUUCGAAUGGGAGAAUUUGGCCGCUAUCAGCGCAGAAUCUACCUGUUGCUUUGCCUGCCGGCGAUAUCUUGCGCCUUUCAUAAGAUCGUAGGUGUCUUCCUGAGCGCGCAAAUGAACGCUAGGUGUCUCUUACCGCACGAAAAUCCAGAAAACGCCACAUAUAUUUUACCGCCACACAUGAUGAAUGCAAGUUAUCCGUGGGACUAUGAUCAUGAAGAAUGGUUACAGUGUUUCAGACUUGAUGUUCCCAGUGUGAUUAACAAAACUAGGAUCAAUAGGUACGUUGAUACAUCGACGGGCGACACACUCGGUCAAGAUCUGGUCACUCCAAAUAGUCUCAACAAUCAAGGAUUGAAGCCAUGCGAGACAUAUGUCUAUGACAGAAGCAAAUAUAAAAGCACCACUAUUUCGGAGUGGAACUUAGUUUGCGACAAGGCAUGGUUGAAAGCUACGGGGGACUCGUUGUUUAUGGUAGGAGUCAUGCUUGGCUCGAUGAUUUUCGGUGGUUUGUCCGAUAAGUUUGGGCGUAGACCAAUUUUCUUCCUGUCUUUAGUCAUACAGUUGGUCGGCGGUAUACUAGUCGCAGUUUCACCUGAGUUUAUUUCCUACGUUAUCUUGAGGUUAAUAGUUGGCUCGACUACCAGUGGAGUCUUCUUGGUUGCCUACGUUAUAGCCUUGGAAAUGGUAGGCCCAAGGAAGCGUUUAGUAGCCGGAGUUGGCUGCCAAUUGUUCUUCACCACUGGAUAUAUCCUAACUGCUGGUUUCGCGUAUUUUAUAACUGAUUGGAGAAUGCUACAAGUCGCUAUCACUGUACCUAGCAUUGCAUUUCUUCUCUAUUGGUGGUUCAUUCCUGAAUCUGCACGUUGGCUAUUAACAAAAGGUCGAGUACAAGAAGCGAAAGAUAUUCUUCAACGGGCAUCCUUAGAAAAUGGGGUGGAGAUGCCAAGUGAAGCUUUGGAUACGCUUCUUAACAACAAUAGUGAAGAUAGUACACCGGAUUAUAAAAAGCCAUCAUUAUUCGAUCUUUUUCGGUAUCCAAAUUUGAGAAGGAAAAGUAUUCUACUAUCUUUUAAUUGGCUUGUAAAUAGUGGUACAUAUUACGGACUUUCUUGGCAUGUCUCCAAUCUUGGUGGCAACGAUUAUGUCAAUUUCGUAAUUUCUGGAUUCGUGGAAGUACCUGCUUACACAUUUUUAAUCUUCACAUUGAAUCGCUGGGGAAGAAAAAUUAUCUUAUGUGGUUGUAUGCUGAUAUCUGGAAUUGCACUACUUGGUAUUUUGUUUGUACCUACUGAUGCUCAAUGGCUUGUAGUAUGCUUAGCAAUGAUUGGUAAGCUCACGAUUACGUCCUCCUAUGGUGCUAUAUACGUUUUUACUGCCGAACAAUUUCCCACGGUUAUUCGAAAUGUUGGUCUUGGAGCAAGUUCAACCUUUGCACGAAUCGGUGGAGUAAUUGCUCCAUAUGUCAUUCAUUUGUCUAAAAUCUGGAUGCCUUUACCUUUUGUUAUUUUCGGAUCAUGCGUACUUUUCGGUGGAGCAAUGUCCUUACUCCUUCCAGAAACGUUAAACAAAAAACUCCCAGAAACUAUACAAGACGGAGAAUUAUUCGGAAAGAAAUCUUCGGAAAAAAAGAAGAAGCAACAAUUAGAUGUAGAGCAACUAAAUGAAAUUGAUGUAAUAAAACCAUUGAAACCACAAGAAAAUGGUAUUCACGAGAAGCAAAACGGAUGACGUUAAUUUAUAAAGCAAAUAUCGGUUAUGCUCAAAGUAUAUACUUCAA